CUGUGUGUUCCUCCCUGGUCUGUGUCAAUGUAAUGGUGUCAUGUCUCUUAGCUGGUCUCAGGUCAGCACCUCCUCUUAUAUAAAUUGCUUCAUGUGAUCCUCCUGCCACUUGUAAUCUGCCUGAGGAUUCGUUUUACCAACAGAGACAAAGACGAGCAGCAUGAAGAACACCGAGGGGAUUUUUCUGCUUUUAUCAUACUUUUUACUCGCAUCAGCCCAAGAGCCGAAGACAUGUUCCACACCCGGGGCGUACCCUCACACCAGACUGGACCCGAGGUACAGCAGCAGACUAAAGUUCAGCCACAAAGAGAAGGUGUAUUAUCGUUGUGAGGAGGACUUCAGUCCGUCCAGAGGAGUCCACAUAGUUCAGUGUGUGGAUGGAACAUGGACUAAGCUGACUCUGAAAUGCGAUAAGAGAUCAUGCGGUAAUGCCGGGGAUCUACCGAAUGGCAUCUUUGUUUAUGAAGAGAGUGCAUUCAUCGGGGAGAAAGUUUAUGCUGUGUGCAACAAGGGUUACACCCUGAAAGGACUCAACUACAUGAUCUGUAAGAGAUCUGGAUGGACUGGUGAAAUCCCGACAUGUGAAGAGGGAGAGCCCAGCUGCUCCUCCCCGGCUGUAGAGAACUCAGUGGGCAACAAUGGAAGUGUCUCCAUGUACCAGCUGGGAGAAAGUCUCAACUUCACCUGCAGUCCUGGUUUUCAGCUAGACGGAGCUCAAAAGAUCACGUGUGGUCCAGGCGGCCAGUGGCAGCCUGCGCCUCCCAGAUGUCUGCCGUCGCCUGAAGAAACUCAGCUACCGGAUAAAGAGGGUGGAUGUGAUGUGCCAAAAGUCAGCAGUAGCUCCAACGCCCACCUGGCUGACAAUUACAUCACAGUGAGGUCUUUCUCCUCUGGUGAUAAAGUGUCUUACAAGUGUGAUGUGGGAUACAUUCCAGCAGGCGGGAGCAGAUAUCGCAGCUGCAGCAAGGGGAAGUGGUCUCCUCUGAGACUCAUAUGUGAACCUCAGCUCUGUGGCUCUGCAGGAGAGAUCCCAAACGGAGAGUUUAAAUACACAGGAGUUGAGUUUGGAGACACUGCGACCGCAAUUUGUGAUGAAGGGUAUAACCUUGUAGGACGAGCAGACAGACACUGCAUGAGUGGAGGCUGGGAUGGACGGGUUCCUGUCUGUGAAGCUAUGACGUGUGAAGCUCCUCCACCAGUGGGAAACGCAUACAUGAUUGGUGAGAUUGAGCAAACAUACGAGUACAGGAGAGUGAUUCGCUUCCAGUGUCGGGCUGGAGCCCUUAUCGGAAAAAGGGAGAUCUGGUGCACGGAGAAGGGGACGUGGAGUGAUCCUCCUCCUAAAUGCAAAGAGAUUACAUGUCCACGUAUAAGAGUGCCCAACGCCUCCUGGACAAGGGCCAUACAGGCGAAAUAUCUGCCACGAGACACUUUAUACAUUGAAUGUAAUCACGGUUACACACAGCGCGGCCCGAAAAGUGUCACUUGUGGUGCUGGUGGCCGAUGGUAUCCUUCCCCACCUCACUGUGAACUCAGAUUACAUCCGAAAUUCCACAGAGGCUAAUGCAGCGGCUGAUAUGUAACUCCACAAUAUUUAAUCUCACCUGACCAGACUGGACGCCGGCAGUCAGUGGAGGACGACAAAAUAUAGAGACAUCUUAUUAAAACAAGCAAUCUCUGGCUUCUGAAAGUAUUUCUACCCGCUUUUUCUAACGCACUCAGUCAUAUUUUCUCAUAAAAAGGUAUAUGAAUUCAUGAUGCAGACAUUAAAAUGUGCCUGAAAUGGA
Molecule: messenger RNA, 1787 nt
Organism: Notolabrus celidotus (New Zealand spotty)
Lineage: Eukaryota; Metazoa; Chordata; Actinopteri; Labriformes; Labridae
Product: membrane cofactor protein-like
Exons: 11
Coding region: 161-1564 (467 amino acids)
Source: RefSeq, a predicted model, not a curated record